Molecule: messenger RNA, 1473 nt
Organism: Poeciliopsis prolifica (blackstripe livebearer)
Lineage: Eukaryota; Metazoa; Chordata; Actinopteri; Cyprinodontiformes; Poeciliidae
Gene: nrn1la
Product: neuritin 1-like a
Exons: 3
Coding region: 390-893 (167 amino acids)
Biological process (GO): nervous system development; neuron projection extension
Cellular component (GO): plasma membrane
Source: RefSeq, a predicted model, not a curated record
CCGGCAGAAAACCAGGAAAACUGAGUCAGUUUGUUAAUGCAGAGAAUCUGAGCUCAUCAGGGACUCUGCUGUAGACCUUCCUCCUCCUCCUGUUCUUCCUCCUGCUCUUCCUCCUACUCUUCCUCCACCUCCUCCUUUCCUUCCUCCUGCUGUUCCUCCUCUUCCUCCUCAUCCUCUCCUUCCUCCUCCUCCUCCUGCUUUCAGGGGGAGCAGCAGCGGAUGCUCUCAGAGCGGAGAAAGCGCUGCAGCUGCAGGAGGAGAACUCAGUGUAACCAGCCGACGUGCCUCCUCUUCCUCCUGCUCCUCUUCCUCGUGAAGGACAGACUCACUCUGGAGUUCAGGACCGAAGCUGAAACUUGUGGGUCCGGAGGACGAACUUUGGGCUCGGCAUGGCGUCUCUGCUGAACUCCGCCUGCCUCAUCUUCUUGCCUGUUGCUCUGCUUCUCAUGUUGAGUCCGUGUCCCGUUGCUGCCGCCUCGACCAGAAGGUGCCACUCCAUCUACAAAGGCUUUGCUCACUGCCUGAUGGCUCUGGGCGACAGUUUGACCGACAACGCUCGCAAGGAGGAGGAAACCCACGAGAUCCACUCCAUCUGCAGGUCUUGGGAUGAGUUUCAUGACUGCGCUAACGUGGCGAUGGCUGGCUGUCCGGAGGAAGCGGCAGCCGUUUGGGAGUCUCUUCGCCAGGAGUCCAAGAAGAUGCAGUUCUCUGGGAACCUGUACGACAUGUGCUCCAACCGGAACAGCCACCCAGCAGACUCCAUCUCCCCCCACGGCUCCCUGAACCAGGAGAUCAACCAGGAGUCUCUAAGAGGCCGCGCGGGUCAUCCGGCAGGCUGCCUCUGUCCUCUGCUGCUACCGGCUCCUCUCCUACUGCUGCUCCUUUGGAUAUAGCCACCCUGAAGAAAUGUGACUAGUGUAAAUAUAUAAAACUUUGUGUAAUAUUCUCUUUCCCCAAGUCCAUAGACUUUUCUCUGCUUCUUCCUCUGCUCUGCCAGGGGUUGCAUAUUUCUAAUUGCAUGCUGAAAUGGCCUCACGGUCCUUUUGAUAACGCAUUUCUGAACUUCGGUUCCGUUUCAUGAAUAUUCUCUGCCGCUUAUGAGUGUUUCUGUUGGAAAUAUGCUCUGUACUUCUGCAAACACAGUUUUAGAGAUGCACAGUGGAGCCACGUGUCUGACUUUACGCCCUCACACUUUCAAAAUGCAGUCAUAGGUUUGCAUGUGAUGAUUCCAGGAAGACUUCAGGUUCCUAACUGUGAUAACAGAAAAAGUAACAACAAAGUCACAAGCAAUACUGUUAGGAUUUAUGAUGCAUUCACUUGCUUAUCGAGAUUUUAGGAGAAAUUUGUGUUUCUGUCUUUAAAAGUUUAUUUUCUGAACCCCAAAAACUGAUUGGUUUGAAUAUUGCUGUUUUUCACCAAAGCUUAAAACAAAUGACAAACAAAUGAGAGCAAAUAUGUGUGUCCAACCACAGU